UCGGUAUUGAACGUUCUUACAAUUCGAAUCUAACUAGUCUAGGUGCCGUGCAUCGGAAUUAAAGUGAAACAAGCGAUAUGAAGUUACUGAUAAUUUUGGGAUUGAUUGCUGCUGUCAGUGCAGCACCUGGCUACUAUGGUGACCACGGAUUGUCCUAUGCUGCUUACGCCGCUGCUCCAGCCCCGAUUGUAAAAUAUGCUGCUCCCGCUGUUUCGGUUGUUCAUGCGGCUCCAGCACCAGUUCUGAAGUACGCCGUGGCUCCGGCUCCGAUUGUAAAAGCCGUGGCUCCAGCCGCAACCAGCUACGCUACUUUCCACCAAGUACAUGCACCGGUUGUUGCCGCAGCGCCAGUUGUUAAAUAUGCUGCUCCGGCCCCAGUUGUAUCGUAUGUUCACUCGGCCCCAGUGGUGGCUCAUGCUCCUGCUCCAUUGCUGAAGUACGCUCCAGACUAUCACGGAUGGUAGAGUGAUAACGAACAGGCCGGAUCGCGCAAAGGUUUACUGAUACGAGCAAAUGAGUUAGUCAUGCAGAUGCCAGUGCAACGAAAUAGUCUUGUCCGUCAUUAACUCAUGUCUGUUUUGGUGUAUCUAAUAAAGUGUAUUGACAAGCGACACGCAUCUCGAAUU
Anopheles aquasalis is the source of this 626-nucleotide messenger RNA. Its product is annotated as cuticle protein 16.5-like. NCBI's taxonomy places the organism in Eukaryota, Metazoa, Arthropoda, Insecta, Diptera, Culicidae. The record is from RefSeq and is a predicted model, not a curated record.